Messenger RNA from Nomia melanderi (Alkali bee), 5862 nucleotides. The record is from RefSeq and is a predicted model, not a curated record. NCBI's taxonomy places the organism in Eukaryota, Metazoa, Arthropoda, Insecta, Hymenoptera, Halictidae.
CUUCUCUUUUCCUCGGGCGAAAGCAUACAUCGAUUCGCUGGAACGAAUAGUAUAGAAUAAGAGUACGCACCAACGAUGAAAGCGAACAAACAGUCUCGAAUAGUUGAAAAUUCGUGUAUCGCUUCUACCGUUUUGCCUAUUUCAUCCCCCGUUUUCCCCUAUCAAUUUAUUAUUCGUCUAUUCAUCCGUCUCGCUCGUAAGAUCCAAGCGACCUCUGCUCGCGAAUGUCAGGGCGUGUUGAGGCUGACUAGACCAACGUAAAGUGCAAUGUCUGUUUUCGGAAAGCUAGAAAGAUCAAGGACUGCGCAUUCGAGUCUGUAGCAAUGCGUCGCGCGUUGCCACUCUGCUCCUCGUAACCGUGUUUCGGUUCGCGUAUCCGUUCGAAUGCAGAGUUUCUUUCUGUUCGCGUCGUUUUCUUCCCCGUAUCAAUCACGCGACUUUUCCAAUACGAAUGUUUUCGGUGGUCGAGCGAAUAGCGUGUAACCGGAAAAGGGACAGGUUGCGCGCGUUUCCCGCUUACUCUGUUCGAGGGUGGUUUAUCGCGUCGCGCAGUUACCGCAGUUUACGUCGAGUGCGGUUCUCGUUGUGUCGGAUGUUCGAGGAACCUUGACAGGAUACGACAGGAUUCGACGAUCCGCAAGGAUACUCGGAAUAAUCGUGUCGCGUUUCAAGCUGUCCGAAACAUCGAUUUCUCAAGAUGAUCUUCGGGGUUGACUCGAUCUAUUCUUGCCGUGCGUGGGCCAGAGAUUGACGAUAUGGAUGCAGUAUGGCUUCGAUACUCUGGCACACCUCUGGGAUUAGUUUGGUCUCGCCUGCCUUUAUCCUGAUCUUGCUACUUUGUCCUCGCAACAGUACAGAGUGCGAUCAAAAGUUUAUAAGUACACCGGACGGUCCAGCAAAUGGAACUUUUCACGCUCCGAACUUGGUCAAUCCCAAAGGAGAAUCCCGGCAAUGCGUCUACACGUUCCUCGCCGGUCCUCGACAACGAGUGGAAUUGGUUUUCACUUCGUUCGGACUCCGGGGGACCCCACCCGCUUGCUCGCACGAGUACAUGGACUUGUACGCGGAAAUACGCUCGGAGAACACUACCAAGUUGAUAGAAACACCGUUCGGUGGACGCUACUGCGGCCCCAUUCCUCCUCGCAGACGCAUUUCCCUUUAUCAAGGAAUUGCCUUUAGUUUCUACACCGACAAGAACAUCACGACUCCCAGCCUCUUCGGCGGUAGAUACACGUUUAUCAAUGCCUCUGAAUACGAGGUAGGAACGCCGGCUCCCAGUACGCCGUGUUCCUUCACGGUAAACUCGGAAAACAAACGUAGCGGUAACAUAUUGUCUCCGACAUAUCCGGGCACGUAUCCGAAGGAUCUUACGUGCACUUAUCAAUUUAUCGGGACGCGAAGCCAACGGGUGCGUCUCGAAUUUCGAGAUUUCGACUUGUACUUUGGAGGUCCACACUGCCCCUUGGACUAUGUUAAAGUGUACGACGGCUUGAACGCCACGUCGGCCGUAAUUGGAACGUAUUGCGGCCAACAAAGGAAUUUGGUCUUGUAUUCGUCGGAGUCUAGCUUAUUCGUAUUGUUCGUUACGCUUCCACGCACAGCGAACACGCAGAAUCGUGGGUUCAAAGGAAUCUUUGAGUUUUCCGAAAGCUUCGUCAAAUUAGACUUCAUAACCGCUUACAAGGGUGAGCACAUCAGGGGAUCGGAAUGCGAUCAGAAGAUUUUAAGUCGAAAGGAGACCACCGGAAACGUCGUUAGCCCAAACUUUCCAUACCCGUACAUACCGAAAGUGGUGUGUCGGUAUUUCAUUUAUGGAAUGCAAGAUGCGCAACAUCUGGAACGUGUCCGAUUAGAGUUCAUCUCGUUUAAGAUACCAAAAAAUAAGACGAUAGGAGAUUCGUCGUGCACCGAUGGAUAUCUGAAAUUGUACUUGAAAGGGCAGGAAGCCACGGAUUCUUACGAUAAAUUCGAUUACGAGUUGUGCGGUCUCGAGAGUAGUCCGAGCCAAGUAGUCAGCGACGGACCGCGACUAGUGAUGGUCUUUAGUAGCGGCGAGUCGCAAGGACAAGGAUUCAAAGCCCGGUACGUUUUCGAAACGGAGUACAAAAUACCGGGUACAGCGGCACCGGACGGCAGCUGCACGUUCACCUAUCGCAGCUCCUCUCGAAAGAAAGGAGACUUUAAUUCGCCGCGACAUCCCAGCAACUAUCCGAGCGACACGAACUGCACCUACUUCUUCUUGGCGACGCCCAACGAACAAGUGAUUUUGAUAUUCGAUUACUUUAAAGUUCGAACGAAAAACACGAACGUGACGGACGGCCAUUACGGGAUCGAGACUUGCCAGGACGAUUGGUUAGAAAUAUACAACAUGUAUCGGGACAAUACGGAAAAGUUGAUAGGCAGAUAUUGCGGCAGCACAGCUCCUGGCCCCGUCGAAUCGAAUCUCGGCGCUCUCGGUUUAAGGGUUAUUCUGCAUUCGGAUUCCGAACUGGUUUACAGCGGCUUCAAAGCUCGUUACACGUUCGAAGUGGCCAAACCUAUAUUCGGAGAUUGCGGAUCGAACAUAAGUAGCCUAAACUACGGCAUCAUCGCUAGCCCGAACUUUCCGAACAAGUACGACGGACCGGCAAAGAAUCAUGCUAGCAAGACGUGCAAUUGGUUCAUAAGAGUUGGACAGAAUCAGCGAGUGGCGUUGUACUUUGAGCUGUUUUCGGUGGAAGGUGAUCAAGCAGUCCGUGGCUGUUCCGCCGCGGUUCUACGCGUAUGGUAUUCCGCGUCGACGACGCCCGUCGAGCUUUGCGGCGUUAAAGCGUCGAACGUCAACUGGACUUAUCUGUCGGAGGAUAAUAAUAUGCGUCUCAGCUUUAUAUUGGCCGAUAAAGCGAUAGGGCAACAGGGAUUUAGAGCAACGUGGACCGAAAUAAGCACAAACACCGAUUGCCAGAAUCAGUUCUUGUGCAGCAAAAGUAAAUACUGCAUUGCAGAAUCGCUUCGAUGCAAUGACGUAUAUAAUUGUGGUCCGGCUGAUACUUCGGACGAAGAAAACUGUAACAUGGAAGUUGCACGGACGGAUAGUUACGGCGUUGUCGCGGGUUACGCUGCGGGCGUGGUACUGAUUGCACUGAUCGUAUGCCUCUUUUAUCACCGUAAACUAAAGAGACGAGUUCAGACGGUACACCUCGACGACCUGCGUCAACGCGUAGACACCACUCACGGAUGUUACCAUCGCGAGAAUCUCCUUCAUCGUCAUCACCAUCAUCACCAACAUCUUCAUCGCCAUUACCAACAUCAGCAUCAACAUCAGCAUCAGUUUCCCCAUCAUAAUAAUAACCAUGAUCAUAGUCAUAACCAUAGCCAUCAUCAUUACGAUUAUGCUCAACAUUCCGAUCAGCAUCAGCAUCACCUUCACCAGCAACAGCAUCGACAACAGCAGCAGCAGCAGCAGCAGCAGCAGCAGCAGCAGCAGCAGCAAGAACAAGAACAGGAGCAAGAACAGAAGCAUUAUCAUUGUCAUCGACAGCAGCAGACUCGGAAUCACAAGGAUGGUAUUCAAAGUCCGAGAUACCGUUUGGUCGGGUCUGCGAGUCCAACGAGCGAUUGCGAAGCAGAACAAAUCUGUGCCGAACAGGCGAGUAGUAGCCAGGACAGUGUGUGAAACUUACCUUUCGAACGAUCGAACUCGUUCCUCUCUGUCUUUCGAUCGACCGGUGGAACGGUAGCAUAUCUCUCCGCGAAAAUAAGAGGUGUGUAUCCUGAGCUAGAGAGGGAGAUCGCAAACAUGUAUUUGCCUCUGUUCGAAAUACACAUAUUUUAAGCAACGAUCCGUUAAAUUAGGUGUGCGUCAAACCGCAGGGUGACUUCAUCCAUCGCGAGUUUCCUCGAAACAACAAAACGGGCCGAGCGUCGCGAAAUUCGUUUGAUCGUUCGGUUCCGUCGAAAAGACCGCGAGAGAUUUUUACGCCGAUGGAUUUCUUUGGCUUUUAAUAAUCGUUUCGACGACCGUUACGAAUAUAAAUAUGUAACAGCGACCGCGACCGCGAUCACGCGAUAUUUUCAUAGGCUCGAGAUUGUCGUUAGCCGUUCUAUGGAAUAAAGAAGAUCGAUAGAGGAGAAGAACCAACGGUGCGAGAGCAAAUUAGCGCGAAAGAUCGUGCACGGAUGUCGUAGAAAGGUAUCUCGCGCGCUGUUUCCCUUUUAAUAACUCUCUCAAAGCUGAAUACGCGAUAGAGAAGAAGAAGAACAGAGCGUUACGCGCGACACGCGCGACACGCGCGACACGCUCACAGGCAUGAAAUUUUGCUCGGUGAGUCUCUUCGAGAACUCGACGAGAGAUGCUGUUUCCAGACCAUAUUCUUUACAGUGUAUACAAAACGUUUUAUUUUACAAUGGGAUAUAAAAGAAUACAAAUCGUUGCGGUUAAUAAGAGAGUAUGGUUCGUUAUAAAAUUCUUUUCAUAUCCUUUCGAUUCGAUUCUGUGGAAGAGAAGAUGUGUACGCGUGCGAGUGCGCGUGUAACGACCACUCGAAACGAGUAUACACGUUUUAGUUUUAUCGCGAUAGCAUCGCUGCAUCGAUUUAUCGCGCGCAAGUUACUUGGAUCAAGAUUCGACGUUGCGUAACUGUUAACCGUUCGUGAAUUUAUACUUGACAAUUGCUUGACCGGAAAACGGAAGAUGCGGAGAGAAGGAAAGGGGGGCGGGCGGGCUUUCGGGCAGGAUACAAGAGAAAAGAGGAAAUCGGAAAAGAAAUAAACUAUAACGUACAAUCGCUACGCUGAUACGAAUAAAUAUGGUUCGGUGUAUAGAUCUCUUUGAAACUGCGGUAUCGCGCAACUGAAUCGUUGCCGUUCGCGACACCGUUAUUCUCGAUUAAAUGCGCAACUCCGGUUUGCCUCGCGAACGGAGCCGUUUGCAUUAUACAUAUAAAUACGCGUUUAGUAUAAAACUAGCAAGAUACGAGAUAUCGCGCAUUAUGUUCAACCGUAGAGAAUUUGAUUGAAAAGGAAAAGGCGGAAAACAUACCUAUGCUCGGGGUAGAUACAUCUGGUAGGAUUAUCGCAGGUUGUUUUCGUCAGUCUUACAUUGGAGAAAGUUAACGGUGUGAAAACGUACACUCUCGGCUUUUUCUGGUUGAAUCGAGGCGAGGGCUCGAAUAAAGAACGAAGAAGGAAGAAGGAAGAGGGAAGAGGGAAGAGGGAAGAGGGAAGAGGGAAGAGGGAAGAGAAAAAAGAAAAAAGAAAAAAGAAAAAGGGGAAGAUUAUCUAAGGAGCGACGUGGUCGGGAUUAGACUUGGACGUAUUGUUCGUCGUCGGUGUCUCCGUUGCUGAUCGGUUCCGUGGAAUGAUGCAGUUGAAUCCUCUCGUAAUCGGCGCUGUACAAGCGUUUCUUCACCUGUUCGUACCCGUCUAGAUUCGGAUCGGACUGAAAUCCGUGGACUUGCUCGUAGGGUGGUUCGUCGGUCCGGGCGACGGUCAUGUACUUGACGCUCUCGUAAUUGGGAUCGCCGUGAUUCACGGACUCGUAGUUGGGAUCGGUGUCGCUGUCGCCCGGACGGCAAACCGACGCGUAAUUCGGCUCUCCCGAGUCGUGCGGCAUGCUCUCGUAAUUUGGCUCGGAGUCGGUAUCGUGGUCCGUGUCGAUCCUUCUGCGCAGCCUGACCUUCUCGUAGCCCGGAUCCUCGCUGCUGGCGUUGCUCGCCUGCCUGUGCUUCAGCGGAAGCGCCGCCGCGUUGUAGCUGCUCGACAAGUCCACGGUAUGCCGCGGCCCGGGCAGGGCGUAGUUACCGACCACGCUUUCCGCGAAGGAAUGCUGCCGAGUCCGAAACGACUCGUAAUUCGGAUCGCGAACCAGCGCCGAUCGGUUCG